AGGCUAAAGUCGACGGGCGAAUGGUCCGCAGAGAUGGGAGGGCCGCGGCGCAUGUCAAGUGCGCUGCUUCUGCCCUUUGCCCUCCUGUCGCUGCCGCCGGCGAGUGCUUUCAACGCUACUGCCUAUCGAGAAGAAGUGGAAUCAUCUCUACGUUUAGUGCACGCUGUGGCUACCGGGGCCACAGGGGCACUCUGUGUGACCCAUAGAUACGGCCGACUGCGGGCGCCUUUGCACGCUGCACGCUGGGACACGGCUAGAGCUAGAGCCGAUUUAGCUGCCAAUAUGCUUCACCAGCUUGGCUUGGAAAACGCAGAUGUUUUGACGGCUGUAUCUCAAAGCCUAGUCAUGGGAGCAGGUGCAGCGGAACGUGCAGUGGCAGCACGCGCUGUAGUUCUACAACCAGAUGGAAUUAUAGAGGGAUCGAUAGCUUGGGAGAGAUAUGGCACGGGUGAGCCAAUUGCCGUACCCGCGCCGCCGAGGGACAACCCUCCAGAUCCCGAAUAUCCAUGGUAUGUAUCAGCUUACCAGACUGAAGAGCUUAGGUCGUCGAAGUUUAUGCCUUCGCCACCUGGUGCUGCUAUGGGAGGCUGGUGGACUUACCCGUAUUAUAGCUGCGAAUCUGAACGCUGGCUACUGUCAUACACAGCCCCGGUUUCAAAAAUCCGCGGGUUAAACGGAGUUGUUUCACUGGAUAUAGACAUAUCUAAUUUAGAAAUCAAUCAGUGUGAGGCAAAGAAUGAUGAAGAUAAUGAUAAUCAAAUUUAUUCCUUCCACGGAACUCAUAAAUGUCCCAAUGAGACUACAUUUUGUAUAUAUAAACCCAACCGGGAAAUGAAUGCAAGACAUGCUGGUUGGGCAAGAGGGUCAUAUAUUUGUAAAUGCAGACCUGGAUAUUAUUCCCCACAGCAUCCUGAAGGUUUUAACGGCUCUCUUGUUGAAGUUGCCUUCCAAGAAUAUGAAGAAGGAGGUUUAGAGAACUGGCGUGAACCUUAUGAUUGUUUGAAAUGCCAGCCAGGUUGUGAAACAUGUAGAGGUCCAACGCCUUGUCUUGCUAAAUAUAACUGGCCGUUCCGGAUAUCUCUUCUGGUGAUAUCAGUGACGUGUGCGGGGCUGACAGUUUGCCUCACAUUCUAUACAAGACAUCAUCGCCGUGUCAAAGUGAUCCGAGUCGCAAGCCCCGUCUUCCUCUCAAUUACAUUGCUGGGAUGUGCUAUUAUGUAUAUGGAAAUGGCAGCUAUAUUCCCAGUACUUGACAGAUAUUCAUGUAUUGCCACUAAAUGGACUCGGCAUAUGGGAUUUUGCCUCACCUACACAGCUUUGCUCAUGAAAACUUGGAGAGUUUCACUAACUUACCGAGUUAAGUCAGCACACAAGUUGAAAUUAACUGACAAACAGUUACUGCAGUGGAUGGCGCCCAUACUUCUCAUAAUGCUGGUAUAUCUCGGAACAUGGACAUUAUCAUCACCACCAGAUGCUGAAGUUAUAACCGACGAUACGGGAUUAAAAUUCAAGCAAUGCACAUACAAUUGGUGGGAUCACAGCUUAGCUAUAGGUGAAAUUCUAUUCCUACUGUGGGGUGUGAGAGUUUGUUACCGAGUCAGACAUGCGGAGAGUCUCUACAAUGAGGCUCGUCUUAUUUCCUACGCUAUAUACAAUAUAUUCACAGUUAAUUCAUUCAUGAUAACAAUGCAUUUAUUAAUUUUACCUCACGCGGGACCUGAUAUUAAGUACCUUCUCGGUUUCAUAAGAACACAGUUGUCCACAUCAACUACAAUCCUGUUAGUCUUUUUCCCAAAGGUGGUGAGAGUGAUCCGAGGCACAGGAGACACUUGGGACAGCCGAGCACGUGCCCGAGGUGUCCCUGCCUCCUCCUCACUGAACGGCAUCGGCUUAGUGCCUGAUGAGGCACCGGACUUGUACCAGGAGAAUGAGGAACUAAAGGAGGAAGUCCAGAAACUGGCGGCUCAGAUAGAGUUUAUGAAGAUAGUGCAGAUGGAGAUGCACAACCGGCACCUGCGGCCGCGCCCCGGCGGCUACUUCAGCCAGCUGCCGCACAGCCCCCUCCACACCAACACCAAUGUACAGGAGGUGAGCGAGUGGGGCGGGCCGGUGUGACUGGUGGCGCUGAGCGACGGCGGCUGGUCGUGGCCCGGGCCCGCCGCGCGCCGCCUCACCACCGCCCUCGACCCGCGCCGCCCCGCCUUCGUAUGACCGUUACGUCGCACUCUUCAUUACCAUUUACAACAUUCUAAUAAACUAAUCCUAUUAUUUUCAGCACUUUUAUUAACACCUGUAAUAUUGUUUAUAAUAUAGUGUAACGUUAAUUAUCUAAUUUAACCCUUAAAUGCAUUUUUUUUAAAUA
Papilio polytes (common Mormon) is the source of this 2362-nucleotide messenger RNA. RefSeq names its product probable G-protein coupled receptor CG31760. The record is from RefSeq and is a predicted model, not a curated record. Gene Ontology annotation, cellular component: membrane. Lineage: Eukaryota; Metazoa; Arthropoda; Insecta; Lepidoptera; Papilionidae. The transcript is spliced from 16 exons. The coding region runs from base 34 to 2115 and encodes 693 amino acids. Gene Ontology annotation, biological process: G protein-coupled receptor signaling pathway. Gene Ontology annotation, molecular function: G protein-coupled receptor activity.